GCGUCUGGGGUUGGGGGCGGGGGGCGGGGCUGAGCGGCCUGGGCAGCCCGGCCUGGCCGGGGCGGGGGGAGGCCAUGGCCUCGGCUGAGUUGCAGGGGAAGUACCAGAAGCUGGCUCAGGAGUACUCAAAGCUUCGGGCUCAGAAUCAAGUCCUAAAAAAAGGUGUUGUGGAUGAACAGGCAAAUUCUGCUGCUUUAAAGGAACAACUAAAAAUGAGAGAUCAGUCACUGAGGAAAUUGCAACAGGAAAUGGACAGUUUGACAUUUCGAAAUCUGCAGCUUGCCAAGAGGGUAGAACUACUGCAAGAUGAGCUAGCGCUGAGUGAACCUCGGGGCAAGAAGAACAAGAAAAGUGGAGAAUCUUCUUCUCAGUUGAGUCAAGAGCAGAAGAGUGUCUUUGAUGAAGAUCUACAAAAGAAGAUAGAAGAGAAUGAACGGUUGCAUAUACAGUUUUUUGAAGCUGAUGAGCAGCACAAGCAUGUAGAAGCAGAGCUGAGGAGUCGCCUGUCCGCUCUGGAGACAGAAGCAGCCCAGCACCAAGCUGUGGUUGAUGGCCUGACAAGGAAGUACAUGGAAACCAUUGAGAAACUUCAGAAUGACAAGGCUAAGCUAGAAGUAAAAUCUCAGACUCUAGAAAAGGAGGCCAAGGAAUGUCGACUUCGAACAGAGGAAUGUCAAUCACAGUUAAAACAUCUUCAUAAAGAUCUGUCAAGUAGAUUAGAAGAAUCCUUAUCAAUCAUCAAUGAAAAAGUCCCUUUUAAUGAUACAAAGUAUAAUCAGUAUAAUGCACUCAAUGUCCCACUGCACAAUAGAAGGCAUCAGCUGAAGAUGCGAGAUAUAGCUGGGCAGGCCCUGGCUUUUGUUCAAGAUCUUGUGACAGCUCUUCUGAACUUCCAUACCUAUACAGAACAGAGGAUUCAGAUUUUUCCUGUUGAUUCUGCCAUAGAUACUAUAUCACCAUUGAAUCAGAAGUUCUCACAGUACCUUCAUGAAAAUGCAUCUUAUGUCCGCCCCCUUGAGGAAGGAAUGCUGCAUUUAUUUGAAAGUAUUACUGAGGACACUGUGACCGUCCUGGAGACAACUGUGAAAAUGAAAACCUUUUCAGAGCAUCUAACCUCCUACGUAUGUUUCCUUAGGAAGAUUCUUCCUUAUCAGUUAAAAAGUUUAGAAGAAGAAUGUGAAUCUUCUCUUUGCACAUCUGCAUUAAGAGCUCGGAAUCUAGAGCUGUCCCAGGACAUGAAGAAGAUGACAGCUGUGUUUGAGAAGCUGCAGACUUAUGUGGCUCUCCUUGCCCUGCCAAGUACAGAGCCAGAUGGACUUCUUCGGACCAACUACAGUUCUGUCUUAACAAAUGUUGGUGCUGCUCUGAAUGGAUUUCAUGACAUCAUGAAAGAUAUUUCCAAACAUUAUAACCAAAAAACUACAAUAGAGCACGAACUUCCAACAGCAACACAGAAGCUGAUAACAACUAAUGACUGCAUCCUGUCAUCAGUAGUAGCAUUAACAAAUGGAGCAGGAAAGAUUGCAUCUUUCUUUGGCAACAACGUGGACUACUUUAUCACUUCACUGAGCUAUGGGCCCAAGGCGGCGAGUGGGUUCAUCAAUCCUCUCUCUGCGGAAUGCAUGCUGCAGUAUAAGAAGAAGGCUGCUGCCUACAUGAAGGCUUUGAGAAAGCCGGUCCUGGAGUCUGUGCCUUAUGAGGAAGCCCUGGCCAACCGCCGGGUCCUUCUCAGCUCCACGGAAAGUCGAGAAGGCCUCGCACAGCAGGUUCAACAGAGUUUGGAAAAGAUUUCUAAACUGGAGCAGGAAAAAGAGCAUUGGAUGUUGGAAGCACAAUUAGCCAAAAUCAAGCUAGAGAAAGAAAACCAACGGAUUGCAGAUAAGUUGAAGAAUGCAAGCAGUGGGCAGGUGGCUGGGCUGGCCCAGGAUAAUGCUGCUACAGCUCCAAGUACUGCUGGCCAGGAGGAGUUUGCAGCUAAGGCUGUGUCAGAGCCCAUGCAGAGCACCAGUCUGAUUGGGAUUUUAACCAGGACGUGUGAGAGUGAGGUUCCAGAUGUGGAAUCUCGUGAAGACUUAAUUAAAAAUCACUACAUGGCAAGGAUAGUAGAGCUUACAUCACAGCUGCAGCUGGCUGACAGCAAGUCAGUGCAUUUCUAUGCUGAGUGCCGAGCACUCUCUAAAAGACUAGCGUUAGCUGAGAAGUCUAAGGAGGCACUGACAGAGGAGAUGAAAAUGGCCAGUCAGAACAUCAGCAGACUGCAGGAUGAGCUGACAACUACCAAGAGGAGUUAUGAGGAUCAGUUAAGUAUGAUGAGUGACCACCUGUGCAGCAUGAAUGAGACACUGUCCAAACAGAGAGAAGAGAUUGACACGCUCAAGAUGGCCAGUAAGGGCAAUUCUAAAAAGAACAAGAGUCGAUAGUUUACAAAUAGCUGGUUGGUGACUGUUCCUUCCAGAGCUGCAAGAACUACAGGGCCGAGACUCUACGUCCAGUGCUGGCAGCCAUCGGGCAGCCAGAGUGUUGUUGGACCCAGUAAACUAGUCAGUGUUGAGUAUGACCUUGAAACACUUCGGAUAUAUCUGCAAGCAGUAAGGCAAAUACAGAAUUUGAUGUUGACAGUGAAAUGGAAAACAAUACGUAUACCAUGGAUAUCGUAGGUUUCCUUAUGCUGUUUUUACUGUGCACUUUUUAAAAUUAGGUUUUAAUUUGAGUAUGUAAGAACAACAAAUAUUUUGUAUAUUUUCAAACUCAAUUAUAUGGUGAUCGAUUUGGUAUCUAUGGAAUAGAUAUAUGUUUCUGGAUAAAAUGCUUAAAUUGUCAAAUUGUCAUUACUUCUUACUAUAAUUGAAAGCAGUCUCCAGAUUCUUUUUAAAGGUUUGUUCAGAUCUCUCCUCCCUUCUCUUCCCACCUUCCCUCCUUCCCCCCUCCUCCUUCUGCCCUGCUCCCCACCCUCUCUCUUCUCUCUGUCUCUCAGAGGGAGUGGGCCUUGCAAACAUUAGAUCCUGUGGGUUUAUUAUCAUUGUCUUCAGCUCUUCAGUAUCCUCUCUGUGUUCAAAUAAUAGCUAAAGGUAUUCAUGUCAAUAAAUUCGUACUUACAUCAAA
Dipodomys spectabilis (banner-tailed kangaroo rat) is the source of this 3102-nucleotide messenger RNA. It is a transcript of the gene Ppp1r21, whose product is annotated as protein phosphatase 1 regulatory subunit 21. NCBI's taxonomy places the organism in Eukaryota, Metazoa, Chordata, Mammalia, Rodentia, Heteromyidae. The record is from RefSeq and is a predicted model, not a curated record. The coding region runs from base 75 to 2420 and encodes 781 amino acids. The transcript is spliced from 22 exons. Gene Ontology annotation, cellular component: early endosome; membrane.